Synchytrium microbalum is the source of this 312-nucleotide messenger RNA. RefSeq lists its product as uncharacterized. NCBI's taxonomy places the organism in Eukaryota, Fungi, Chytridiomycota, Chytridiomycetes, Synchytriales, Synchytriaceae. Gene Ontology annotation, biological process: nucleosome assembly. Gene Ontology annotation, molecular function: protein heterodimerization activity; structural constituent of chromatin; DNA binding. The coding region runs from base 1 to 312 and encodes 103 amino acids. The transcript has 3 exons. Gene Ontology annotation, cellular component: nucleosome. The record is from RefSeq and is a predicted model, not a curated record.
AUGUCUGGACGAGGAAAAGGUGGUAAAGGUCUAGGAAAGGGCGGUGCCAAACGUCACCGAAAGAUUCUACGAGACAACAUUCAAGGAAUUACAAAGCCUGCUAUUCGUCGAUUGGCCCGUCGUGGUGGUGUCAAACGUAUCUCUGGUUUGAUCUACGAAGAAACUCGAGGUGUCCUCAAAGUCUUCUUAGAAAACGUCAUUCGAGACGCAGUCACCUACACUGAACACGCCAAACGUAAAACCGUCACAUCAUUGGAUGUCGUCUAUGCCCUCAAACGUCAAGGAAGAACUCUCUACGGAUUUGGUGGUUAA